This is a messenger RNA of Cololabis saira (Pacific saury), 3169 nucleotides long. It is a transcript of the gene bcl6ab, whose product is annotated as BCL6A transcription repressor b. The record is from RefSeq and is a predicted model, not a curated record. Gene Ontology annotation, molecular function: protein binding; RNA polymerase II cis-regulatory region sequence-specific DNA binding; DNA-binding transcription factor activity, RNA polymerase II-specific. NCBI's taxonomy places the organism in Eukaryota, Metazoa, Chordata, Actinopteri, Beloniformes, Belonidae. The transcript has 9 exons. Bases 14 to 1957 code for a protein of 647 amino acids. Gene Ontology annotation, cellular component: nucleus. Gene Ontology annotation, biological process: regulation of transcription by RNA polymerase II.
CUCAGAAGCGGCGAUGCUCCGAGUUUCGAGGAAACUUUUACAAGAUUGCGAAAGCAUGGCCAUGACUGUAGAUGGCUGUAUUCAAUUCACACGGCACGCAGGUGACGUCCUGCUCAACUUCAACCGCCUCCGCAGCAGGAAUAUCCUCACUGACGUCACUAUACAAGUGAACGGACAGCAUUUUCAUGCUCACAAGGCCAUCCUAGUGGCCUGCAGUGGCUUCUUCUAUUCGGUCUUUAUGAAACCAGAGAAUGCAAACCUUGGUGCAAUAACCUUGGACUCCAAAGUUGACCCCAAAGGUUUCUCCCUCCUGCUGGAUUUCAUGUACACUUCCUGCCUGAACCUUAACGAUGAUGUGGUUUUGGCCACCCUGAGCGCAGCAGUCGACCUCCAGAUGGAACAUGUAGCUGACACUUGCCAAAGGUUCAUCAACUCAAGACAUCAGUCUCUGAAUAUGCAGAUUGAAGAAGUACAGAAAAACUCAAUAAGUAUGGCUGAGGAUAUCUCUGCUUCAAGGCCAGUUAAAGACAAUGAGCCAGGCUGUGGAAGCAUCUACUCAACCACUGCGUCUGCUCUUCAGGAGCGCAGGGCCUACAUCCCCAAUGUUUUCAGGGGAAUCAACACCUCCGGCUCCUAUCAUGUCUAUGGUGACCACUGUGUCCCUGCUGGGAAGAUGGAAAGUUCUCAUAAUUUAAGAUGGUCGCAGGUACCGAACCCCAGGGUGGCUCACCAUGAGUCCAGCAACAUCAUCCCAUGUCCUGUUUUAUCCCACUCCUCUUUCCCCGCCACUAUCACCCGAGUGGCAGUAACCCAUGGGAGCAUUGAAGGCCACACGGAUUCAAUGGAGGAAGAGGGCAUACAGCACCCUCAAACCAACUCUUCGAGACUUUCCCCAAGCUUUAGCAAAGGGGUCAUUUGUAGCCCUCAAAGCCCCCUUAGAUCUGACUGCCAGCCAAACUCACCCACCGAGUCUUGCAGCAGCAUAAAUGCAAGUAUGAGCCUCAAACAGCCCUCAGACUACUCAAAAGAUGCCAAGGCUCGGAACUGGAAGAAGUACAAGUUUAUCGUCAUGAACCAAACCCCUGAUGAGACUGGAAAGGAGGCUCCGGGAAGUCCUGCUGAUGCCAGAGUGGCGUCCCCCUCACAGAGCCCCUCCAGAGUUGGUGCAGCAGGUCCACAAAAUGAGCUCCAGACAGAAGAUGGAGCAGGUGAACACAGUGAGGAGAGGGCUUCGGCUCAGAGUGUCCACAGUUGCAGCAGCAGAUGUUCAUCCUGCAGCUGUGACAGCCCUCAGCGUGUGGAAGCCGGUCACCUCUCUCCUGACACAUACAGCAUGGAUGACAAUACAAAGCUGCACUCAGAUUUUUCCUCCUCGAGCUGUGAAAAUAACUGCUGCAACAGGUGUGAAUCAAAGUUCAACGAUGGGGAUUCCCUGAAAGAGCACUCUGUUCAGGUCCACAGGGACAAACCAUACAAGUGUGAUUGCUGCCAGGCUGCCUUCCGCUACAAGGGCAACCUGGCCAGCCACAAGACCGUUCACACUGGUACGAAGCCGUACCACUGCAGCAUUUGUGGUGCUCAGUUCAACCGGCCAGCCAACCUCAAAACUCACACCCGUAUUCACUCUGGAGAAAAGCCAUACAAGUGCGAGACUUGUGGCUCCCGAUUUGUCCAGGUGGCUCACCUCCGUGCCCAUGUGUUGAUUCAUACCGGAGAGAAACCGUAUCCAUGCGAAAUCUGUGGAACCCACUUCCGCCACCUUCAAACGCUCAAAAGCCACAUGCGCAUUCAUACCGGAGAGAAGCCUUAUCAUUGUGAAAAAUGCAACCUCCACUUCAGACACAAAAGCCAGCUCCGACUUCACCUCCGCCAGAAGCACGGGGCCGUCACCAACACCAAGGCUCAGUACCGCAGGUCCCCCAGCAGCAUGGUCACGGGCCUGGUGAGCUCCUGCUGAGCCCGCUGCAGACGUGUCACCGCCGCUCCUCCCAUACCAACCAGCAUGCUGUCAAAAAAAGCUUUUAUUUUUCCAAAGCACAAAUGGAAACAUAGAAUCAAACCUUUUCUCUUUUUGUUUUUAUAUGCUUGUAAAUGCUGCUCAUUAAUUAAUGUAAGCUCUUUGGCAUUUCAAAGAUUGAAGUUAAUGCUGUUAUUGUGAAUGUCUAUGAGCAGAAUGUAAGUCUUGAAUGUGAAUUGGACUGGGUAUUUCUAAAGAGGAGCCCUCGUUGUGAGUCAUGUUGAGUCACUGUUACACUUUUCCUUCAGAUGUUGCUAGGAAUUUACCGAGUCAUAUAAUAUUUUACUAAUAUUUUUCAUGAGGCUGUUUCUGUUCAAAAAGAUUAUAUUUUCCAAAUGCCAUCUGCUGGCAGAGUAUGAAUAUAUUUACAUUAAAUAUAUUUUUUAUGACACGCAGUUGGCUCCACUGUGUAAAUUAAGGGCUUAUUUAGUAGUGUAGUCGUUUGUGGUACAUACUGUAAUAUGUAUAGACUCUCACUCGUUUUGAGAAGUUUCUGUUUUGCGCAUAUUUUUUUAAAAGAACUUUAAAGGUUGACAUUAUGGUGUUUUGCACAUACUCAUGAUGCUGUAAUCUGUAUGUCAUAAUUUUCAUUCAAAUAUUUCCACCUUAAAUGUUCUCAGUGGCUCGUUAAACCCCAUUCCCAGCGCUUGUUAUAUUUUAUUUGUAUUUUCGGAGGGCUUUCUCCCGACGUGAUGCUGCGGCGAUCUGUUUGUCCCAGCGGCAUCAUUACGUUUUUUUUUUAAUAUAUAUAAAAUUGUUUGAUACUGCUAUUAUAUAAAGUAGCACAUUUAUAGUGCCUUACAUUGACUAUUCUUAUUGGGCGUUUCCCCAGGGUUGAGGAUUUUUGCAUUCUAACUGUGAUGGUAUGAAAGUCCCGGUAGUUAUGAUCUGCUUUUAUGGUAUGUUAUGUAUUUGGUACUUGGCCUUGAUACAAUAUAUGUAUUUUGAGGUACUAUAGGUUCGGAAGCUCAUAGUUGUAUGUGUGAAGCUCUUUAAAUGCAGAUACCAGGGCUCAAGCUAAAAUACUCAGGAAUAAAAUGUAAGCAAAUGUCUUUUUUACAGCAGAUUGUGCGCAUGUGUGUGCGUGUGUGUAUGUAUAUAUAUAUAUAUGAAAUAUAUUUAUAUGUAUAUCAUGGAAAUAAAAUGUGUAUU